AUGUUUUCAUUAUCUCAGAGAUUCCAGGUAUUAAUAAAUCAGGCAGUUACUUUCAGCGUCUUCAUAAUUGCCUUCAUUGUAGCCACUUCCUACAUUGAUUUGAUAUAUCCCAACAAUGUGUUCAAUACAGGCGUUGCAACUGUAAAUAGUAUCAAACCAUCUCUCAGUUUAAGAACCAGCAGAUAUUUCGGGUCAAUCAACAGCAAACCAAAAGAAAAUGUCAGAUUGGAAUUCGAUUUAGAUUCAGAUCUUACAAAUUUGUUUAAUUGGAACACCAAACAAGUUUUCGUUUAUCUAACUGCUGAAUAUAAUAACACUAAAAACACAGUUAUAAAUGAAGUCACUUUCUGGGAUAACAUAAUCACAAAGCAGGAGGAUGCAGUCCUGCAUUUAGAAAAGGCUAAGUCUAAAUAUUCUGUGUGGGAUAUCAGUGAACAAUUCAGUGGUAAAUCUUUGAAGUUUAAAUUGAACUGGAACAUUCAACCAUGGGUUGGUCCAUUAACGUAUGGAGAAAUUGAUACUGGAUAUGAGUUAGUGGUCCCAAAAAAGGUGGAAGAAUCAUCUAAAAAGCAAAGAGUUAACUAA
Kazachstania africana CBS 2517 is the source of this 585-nucleotide messenger RNA. It is a transcript of the gene SPC3, whose product is annotated as signal peptidase complex subunit SPC3. The coding region runs from base 1 to 585 and encodes 194 amino acids. The transcript has a single exon. Gene Ontology annotation, cellular component: membrane; signal peptidase complex. The record is from RefSeq and is a predicted model, not a curated record. Gene Ontology annotation, biological process: protein targeting to ER. NCBI's taxonomy places the organism in Eukaryota, Fungi, Ascomycota, Saccharomycetes, Saccharomycetales, Saccharomycetaceae.